CUGUUUUUCUGUCUAAAGCAGUUCAUUUUCUCUAGGCAGUGUUUCACUGCUUAAUUUUAGUCUAAAAUAAAUAGGGAACUCUUGGUCAUGAAUUUCCCAGAAAUCAAUGUUAAGUACGGAGAAACGUGAAAGAGUGCUCCAUAUCUCCCAUUUGCAGGAACAGCCACUCCCUUCUGGCACGAUGACAAAAACACAAAAGCAGCUCUUCUUUUUCAUUACUGAAUUCUUUGCUACAAGUGAAUUCCAGACAGGAAUCCUGCUGCUUGAAACAAACAAGCAAAGAACGGAAUUUGAUGCAAAACCUGGCUUUUUGACUCUACUUCACAUGUGUCAGCCUCUGGGCCAUUGAAGAGUGAAGAAAAGGAAGAAGAUCACUCUGUGGUGUUCGAUCAUAAGUACCCCAGGCCGGUGCAGUUGUCUGCUAACAGGAGCACCAACCUGAGGUAUUAGAAACCACCAUGGAGGAAAAAAUCAAUACCACAAUAAGAGCAACAACAGAAAACUAUGAUGAAUAUGGAGACACCACCUUUGACUAUGGUAAUUACGAAGAGCUCUGUGAGAAGAAGGAAGUUCGACAGUUUGCACAGAUUUUCCUCCCUGCUUUCUAUGCUGUGGCAUUCGUGAUAGGGGUGGCUGGGAAUUCUCUGGUGGUUGCCAUAUACUCUUAUUACAAGAAGAUGAAAAGCAAGACUGAUGUGUACCUUCUUAAUCUGGCAGUAGCCGACCUUUUACUUCUAUUUACACUACCUUUCUGGGCAACUAAUGCUGCCGUAGGGUGGCAGUUUGGCAUAUUCAUGUGCAAGAUAACUUCUGCUUUGUAUACUAUAAAUUUCAGCUCAGGUAUGCAGUUCCUGGCUUGUAUUAGUCUAGACAGAUAUUUUGCUGUAACCAAGGCUCCCAGUGCACAACCCGUUGGAAAGAUGGGUCGGGUAAUCUGUCUCUUUGUCUGGAGUACUUCUAUGCUGUUGAGUAUUCCAGAUUUAUAUUUCAGCACAGUGAAGGAACAUAAUAACAAGCACGCAUGCCUUCCAGUAUACCCUAAAGAUAAGGUAAAGCAAACCACUGUAUUGAUCCAGAUUUUGGAGAUAGUAUUUUGCUUUUUACUGCCAUUUCUUGUCAUGGUAUUUUGCUAUGCAUCAAUGGCAAAAAUUGUGCUAAAAACUCCCAAUAUUAAAAGAUCAAGAUCUCUUAAGGUGCUGUUGGCAGUGGUUGGCGUCUUCCUAGUAACUCAAUUACCAUAUAAUGUAAUUAAGUUCUGGAGGGCUAUAGAUAUCAUAUAUGCCUUAAUAACUAGUUGCAGUAUGAGCAGAACCAUUGAUAUUAUGAUUCAGGUGACUGAAAGUUUAGCCUUGUUUCACUGUUGCCUCAAUCCAGUUCUAUAUGCCUUCAUGGGGACAACGUUUAAAUGUUACAUUUCAAAGAUUGCAAAAAGAUGUGGCUCCUUACGAAGACAAAGAAUACACAGCACUGAAGAGUUCUCUAUGCAUUCAGAAAACCAUGUUGAAGAAACCAGCAGCUUUUCUAUCUAAAAUACUUGUAAAAAAAUUUGCCCUUAUAUGACUUGCACAGCAAAAUGUUGGAUCACUCAUAUGUAUUAUACGCAAAUGCACCGAGCUGGUAAAUUUGCCUCUUCAUUACAUUUGUAGCAGAAUUGUAAAUAUUUUUUGUAUUAUCAUAACUAAAAGUUUUUUUCUGGUUAAA
This is a messenger RNA of Xenopus laevis (African clawed frog), 1701 nucleotides long. It is a transcript of the gene ackr4.L, whose product is annotated as atypical chemokine receptor 4 L homeolog. Gene Ontology annotation, molecular function: C-C chemokine receptor activity; G protein-coupled receptor activity; scavenger receptor activity. Lineage: Eukaryota; Metazoa; Chordata; Amphibia; Anura; Pipidae. The coding region runs from base 459 to 1529 and encodes 356 amino acids. The record is from RefSeq and is a predicted model, not a curated record. The transcript is spliced from 3 exons. Gene Ontology annotation, biological process: calcium-mediated signaling; immune response; G protein-coupled receptor signaling pathway. Gene Ontology annotation, cellular component: membrane; plasma membrane; external side of plasma membrane.